Glossina fuscipes is the source of this 1038-nucleotide messenger RNA. Its product is annotated as acyl-coenzyme A thioesterase 9, mitochondrial-like. Lineage: Eukaryota; Metazoa; Arthropoda; Insecta; Diptera; Glossinidae. Gene Ontology annotation, biological process: acyl-CoA metabolic process. The record is from RefSeq and is a predicted model, not a curated record. Gene Ontology annotation, molecular function: fatty acyl-CoA hydrolase activity. Gene Ontology annotation, cellular component: mitochondrion.
GACUAAAGAAUGAAACGUUUAGGUUUAGAAACGGAUUAUUCACAGGUGCCAAAAAUUCGGGAACAUUUACUUAAAUAUCAGCCAAAUAUUACCGAUUUGCCACCGCGUUCUAUGCAAGAUUCCUUUACUUCAGUUAUAAUACCGUUAAGUUCUGAUAAAAGCCUACAAGACCAAUAUGUCGCAUUUUUGGGCCAUGUUCGAUUAGGACGUUUAAUGGAAGACAUGGAUAUGUUUGCUGUUUGGGUAUGUCAUCAACAUGUGCAUGUCCCUUCUCUACCAGCGGAUGUUCAUUUGCCCUAUAUAUUUGUUACUAUACUAGUCGAUAAGGUAACAUUUUCCGGUGUACAAACUAGGGCCACUGAAGAUAUACGUAUGUCAGGGCAUGUUUCAUGGGUGGGUAGAAGUUCAAUGGAAAUUUUUGUAUGGCUAGAGCAAAAAGAGAAUGGUUCAUGGCCUAAAAUUACACGAGCUUUAUUUUUAAUGGCUGCACGUAAUGCCACCAAUACGGGAGCGGCGCCAGUUAAUCCUAUCAAACCCGCCACUGAUGAAGAGAAGAAUAUUUUAGAUGGUGGCGAAAAACGUAAGAAAUUGCGUCAAAAAUUAUAAGCGUCUUCCAUAUUCAAAGUGGAACCCAAUGAUUUUGAACAAUCAUUGAUGUAUGAUCUGUAUAAGCGUACCACACCACAAACGACAAUCGCGUUAAAUAAACGUGUUUUACCAUCUAAUUGCCGUUGGAUGUCUGAUUCUUAUGUGGUGAAUACAAUGGCUUCGUAUCCGGAAAAUCGUAAUGCCCAUAAUAAAGUAUUUCGCGGCUUUUUAAUGCGCACCGCAUUGGAAAUCAGUUGGGUGGGGGCGAAUCUCUUUUGCAAAAAUCGCCCUAAAUUGGAGCAUAUUUGUGAUAUUAGUUUUGAGAAACCUGUGAGUGUUAAUUCAUUCAUUAAAAUGACUGCCUAUGUGGUCUACACUGAAGUUAACUACAUGCAAAUGAUGAUGAUCCUUGCAAUUGUACGAAAAUUUAGUUCUUUUCCCUUUUUUUAG